AGAUCUUUCGCACCUUUCUCUCACGGUGACGCAGAUGCUUCCCUUGCAGAGUUGUGCGCUCAGACGCCUGACCAGGAUCAUCCACUCCAACGACAUUCGGUGCGCCUCGUCAGCAGCUCUAUCCAUCACCGAGGCCGCACGAGAGCACUCUGCCGCACCAGGCCCUCCCCAUGCCUACGAUGCAACACCCGCGCCAGCCACGCAAGCCCCUUCCCCCGCUCCCAUUUCCCCCUCCCUGAGUGACGCUGGUGCUGUGACCGUGGUGCACAUGGCAGGGCGGCUGGCGUCGUCAACUACAGAUGAGUCCAGCACUCAGCUGUCGGCCCACGAGAUCAUCGACAGGUGGAAGGCGCUCUCAGCCCGAGCCGUUGCACUCAUCGACCGGGGCGCACCGCUGCACGAGCUGACCUUCCUGCUGCUGCAUCUUGCAGAGGCGGACCUCAGCCCAACUCAGCGGAGAGCUCUGGCCUUCCCAUCUCGGUUCAAGGAGGCCCUACUGAAGGGCGAGAAUGACACGGACAGCCUCAGCGAAGACGAGCUCGCCAUUGCAGCCGACUGUCUUCAGCAAUUGCGGCUGACGGACAAGUCCACAGCUCUCUUCUUCUACCGCCGCUUCGGCGCGACUCUCCGGUUCCGCCAGCUGAGCGUGCGAAACCUGGUGCGGCUGUCGCAUGGGAUGCGUCAGUUUCGGUUCUUGUACCCUGUGAAGCGGCAAUUCGUGGAGAAGCUGAUGCGUGUGCUGCUCAAGAGGCGGGGCGAGCUGCAGGAGAGCCAGCUGCUGGUGGAUGGGCUGCUGGCGGUCGGGAGGAUGACCAAAGUCAACCCUGCUACAUGUGGAAAGAUACAGGUGAGAAAGAAACGACAAGAGAGAAAUGGCAGCUAGUCGAAAGGUCUCUCGUCCUGGUCGUCACAUCCAGGAGCUGUUGGCUUCCCACGUGCCCCGCAUGGUGAUCGAGGAGCUGGCUCUCGUGCCGUCCGUCACGGCCGCCCUCGACCUCACAGACGAGGAGUUCUUCACCACGUACACCAACCACCUCGUCCAAUCGUUGCCCAUCCUCUCGUCGCGCGAGCUGCUUCUCGUCUUCCGAGGCCUCCUUCACUCUCGCGUCGGCCCGGCAGGCACCCGCCGGGCAGGGCUGCCCGCAUUCCUGCAAGACGUCUUGUCGCCCCGGCUGUCCAGGCUAAGUGGGGCUGUGUUGGUCCGCCUGGCAGUGGUGUGCAGUCGGCUGGCGUGGUCACACCCCGGGCAGCGACAGCUCUGCCGCAGCGAUCAGGCCAUCAGGGAGGGGCUGAGUGUGUUCGUGUCGCGGCUGUUCGAGCGGAUGGGGGCCAUCCUGAAUGUCAUUAGCGGCCGGCAGCUGGUGAUGGUGGCCAACGCUGCCGCCCACCUGGACGAGUAUUGGACGAGGGAUGCCGCAAAGAGGCGGCACUUUCUGGAGGCGCUUUACCGGGAGAUUGCGUGUCAGCUGCGGCUGGUGGUCCUCCCCAAUCGGCAGAUGGAGCCGACAGCAGCAGAAGGAGGGGGAGUGAUGACCGUCUACACGUCCCACGACCUCGCCGUCCUGCUGCGGGCCUUCUCCUUCUCAAUGCAUGCCCUUAUCGGCUCACCAGAUGAGGGCCAGAAGGCUCUCACGGCCUGCCAGGACUUCCUGACAGGAUUGUUCAAGAAGGUCUGGGAGUUCCGUCGCACCAGUGUGGAGAGCUUUCACGAGGAGGAUCUCGAUGUGUUGGUUGCGUCGGCUUCACGCAUCGUCCGGUGUGCUGCCGCAGCUGUGGAAGCUGACGACAGCCUCCUGGGCGAUCCGGCAUCGAAUUUGGCAAAAGGUUCGACGCUGGAGCAGCCAUGUGUGGAGCCAGCCGUGGACUUCCUGAUGCAGCUUGAAGCUGAGAGGGAGAUUCCCAGACAGUGUGCACCGGAUGCUCUCCUUGCAAUGGUGAGUGAAGAGACUCACAGACCGACCGUAUCUGUGAUGACGUUUUGUGUGCGUUGUGCUGUGUUUGUAGGUGACCCUUUUGUGUGUGCGGCCCUCUCAUCUGAGUCGCCUCUCCCCAACGGUGGCCUCGCUGAUGCACACCAGCAUGCAGCAAGAGGCCAGACCAGACGAAGAAGGGGAGGAAGAUUCACCGCAGGAACUGUCCAAUGAUGUCAGCUCUCUCGUCCCUCUGCGCGUCUGCCUCGUCGCUCAUACCAUCAUGGACAGAGCCGAGCUGCCGGAGAGACCACCUAGCCCGCCAAGCGAGAGGAAUGCGCGUCGCCCACCGGUGGAUGGUAAGGCCAUUGUCGAUGCCAUCUUGGAUCGGCGGAGGGUGCUGCGCCCGGCUGACUUCGCAUUCUGGGGCCAGGGGCGAUUUGUGUCUGUGCUGAGGGGUGGGACAGCUGUCGAGGAGCUGAUGGAGAGGCUGUGGGCGCACAAAGACGACCUGCAGGUGAGUGAGUGGAUGGAAUGAACACGUUCAGCUUUUUAUGGUGUCAAUGAUGCGCUGCGUGAAUAUGCUUGUGUGUGUGUGUGUUCAGGAUGACGUGACUCGCGAGGCGCUGAUGGACCUGAUGCUGGCACUGAGCAAGGACGAUGCGGAAGGUGCGCAAGAGCUGCCUUGACG
Messenger RNA from Vitrella brassicaformis, 2601 nucleotides. The record is from the annotation of a GenBank genome assembly. Lineage: Eukaryota; Vitrellaceae.